Daucus carota subsp. sativus is the source of this 1847-nucleotide messenger RNA. Its product is annotated as AAA-ATPase At3g50940-like. Bases 102 to 1580 code for a protein of 492 amino acids. Gene Ontology annotation, molecular function: ATP binding; ATP hydrolysis activity. The transcript is spliced from 2 exons. The record is from RefSeq and is a predicted model, not a curated record. Lineage: Eukaryota; Viridiplantae; Streptophyta; Magnoliopsida; Apiales; Apiaceae.
CUUACAUUGUUUUUCAACUUCCUUGUGCUCUAUAUUGCUUCUAGUAUAAACAACUCUACUCUCUUAUUCCUGUACACAUUACAUCAAUAUCCUUAAGCAAAAUGUCAAUAACAAAACAAACCAGUAGGGCAACAACAAAGACCAUCAUAUCCACCAUUGGAACUAUUGCUGCCACGGCUAUGGUGGCACGUAGCAUGGCCCGAGACUACGUGCCCUCUGAAAUUCAGGAUUACUUUCACCUUGGUCUCCGCCAUUUUUUUAGUCACUUCUCCAAUGAGCUCACUAUGGUGAUCAACGAGUAUGAAGAGAUCGAAAGAAAUGAAAUUUAUGAUGCUGCGGUGGUGUAUGUGGGAUCUAAGGUCUCUCCCAACACGCGUCGUCUUAGAGUUACUAAACUGAAACAAGAAAACAACGUCUCACUCACCAUGGAGCGUGAUGAAGAGGUGAUUGAUACGUUCAAUGGUGUUGAAUUCAAGUGGACUUGGGUGUGCCAACAACUGCAACAAUCCAAUACAUACUACAAUGAUGACCAGAAGAGAUCAUUUCGAUCUGAAGUCCGGUUUUUCGAGCUCAGUUUUAACAGAAAACACAAAGAACAAGCGGUUAAUUCAUACUUGCCAUUUAUCUUAAAAGAGGCUAAAGACAGGAAACAAGAAUUCAGAACAUUAAAGAUAUUCACUCUUCUUUCGCGAUACGACUUCUCAUCAUCGCUCGAUAAGUGGAAGUCAGUUAGUUUCGAUCAUCCUGCAACUUUCGAGACACUUGCGAUGGAUGCACAGCUCAAGGAGACGGUGAUCAAAGACUUAGAGAGGUUCGUGGAGAGGAAAGAGAAGUAUAAGAAAGUCGGAAAGGCUUGGAAAAGAGGCUACUUGUUGUAUGGGCCGCCCGGGACUGGAAAAUCCAGCUUAAUUGCGGCGAUGGCUAAUUAUUUAAAAUUUGAUAUUUAUGAUUUGGAGUUGACGGAUUUGAAGCAGAAUUCAGACCUUAGGAAGCUGUUGAUUUCCACCGCGAAUAGGUCAAUUUUGGUGGUGGAGGAUAUUGAUUGCAAUAUUGAGUUGCAAGAGCGGGUGAGCGCAGGAUCCGAAGACAGAAAGCCUCAGAGUAAAGAAAAAAACAGGGUAACACUAUCAGGUUUUCUGAAUUUCAUAGAUGGACUAUGGUCAAGUUGCGGAGAUGAGAGGAUCAUAAUAUUUACGACGAAUCACAAGGAGAAGCUGGACCCGGCAUUGUUACGUCCUGGGAGAAUGGAUAUGCACAUUCGAAUGUCCUACUGUACUCCAUGUGGCUUUAGACUUCUGGCUGGCAAUUAUCUGGGAGUUGAGGAUCACAAGCUUUUUCCCGAGAUUGAGGAGUUGAUUCUGACUACAAAGGUGACUCCGGCUGAAGUAGCUGAGCAGCUGCUGAAGAGUGAUGAACCUGAUGUCUCACUUGAUAGCCUGAUCAGUUUUGUUCGUACAAAGAACAAGAAAUAUGAAGAGGCCAAAGCCAAGAAAGCAACAGCGGAGGUGGCUGCAUCAGUCACAGAGGCAGCGAAAGAUUGCAAAAAAGGCGAUCAGAGUCAAGAAUCUGACAAAAUUUAAAAACCAGAAGUUUAGCGUACUAGAGCAAGUCCAAUAAUAUUCUAAAAUAAUGUUAUAAACUAAAAUUUAAGACAUUUAGAACAAUGAGAAAGGAGUGAAGAUUUAACCAAGAGAAAAUUAGUGUGAAGAAUUAACGAAGAGAAAAUUAGUGUUGUCGUGUUUGUAUUGAAUAUCUAUAUCUUAUCUGAACUUAUUUUUGAAGUACGAUGUUGAAGAAGACAGUGAGAAAAACAGUAUGAGAUUUAAUAAAAUUAUUCAAAACAUUAC